Brugia malayi is the source of this 1041-nucleotide messenger RNA. RefSeq lists its product as uncharacterized. The record is from RefSeq and is a predicted model, not a curated record. The coding region runs from base 1 to 1041 and encodes 346 amino acids. NCBI's taxonomy places the organism in Eukaryota, Metazoa, Nematoda, Chromadorea, Rhabditida, Onchocercidae. The transcript has 7 exons.
AUGACUGAGGAGGACGACAACUGUGAUGAAUUCUUGUUAGAAGCAAUGAUUUGUUCGAUUUGUUUUACGAUAUUUGAUGAGCCGAAACAGCUACAAUGUGGUCAUUCAUUUUGUGCCUUAUGUAUCGAUCAGCUGUGUAAGGAUGUGGGACAGGAAUAUACCUGUCCCUUAUGUCGUGCACAUUUUACAAUUCCACCAGUGAUCAAUUAUUCCUUAAAAGGCCUUGUAUCUCGGAUAAAAGAAAGAGAUGCUAUGAUUAAACAUUGUCAGCAGUGUUUGAGAAUUACAAAACCAGAAGAUCAAUAUUGCUGUGAUGAUUGCGAUCAUAUUGAUAGAAUAGAGCACGUUCGUUGCGGUUUGUGUGUAAUAAAUGGUCAUGCUAAGAUGGGUCACACUGUAUCAAAGUAUGGCGAAUCAAAGGAACGAGUUAAAACAGCUCGGCAAAUACUUCAAGAAAUGGUCACUGAAUCUCUACAAAUUUUGAAUGAAUGUCAAAAAUUGGUGACUGAUCGUAUCAGUUGUAUUGAGGAUUUGUUUAAGUUAUUGGAGGAGCAGCGUGCACAGUUUCAAGCAUUAGAAAUAUCACUGAAUAAUGAUGAAUUUAUAUCAAAAAACGAUAUUGAUAUGAAAUUAGAACACGCUCGACGAUUGCGUGAAAUUUACACGCGAACUACAUCCGAAUUUGCUACACUGAUGAAUACUAUGUUCAGCAAAAUUGCAGCAAUAACAGAAAGGACAGGCGUGGAAUUGGCAAGUCAAACUGCAUAUAAAGAUGUAGCUGACAAAAAUGAAUUUACUACACAAUCCGCGCAAGAGCAAACACAAUCAUGGUUUGAAUAUCAGCGAAAUGGACGUGUUAGUGCAUUAUGCUCAGUUAUAGCACGCAGAAAUGCUGCUAUAGCUCGACGUCAUCUCAUAACGUUCAGUGAGAGCUCUGAUUCUGAACUAAGUAUGGAUAUGACGUCAUCAUCAUCGUCUACAGCAUCUUUCACAUCUUUACCCAUAUCAAAUAAUCAGGCUAUCUUAGCUCAUCAAACUUGA